AUGUCGUUCCUUCGCUUUUUGACGCUCUGGGCCAUCGCCGUCUGCUGCGUCACGGCGCAGACAUUCACCGACUGCGAUCCGCUUAAAAAAGACGACUGUCCGGCAGCGCCGGCUUUGGGUACCAACCACUCAUGGGUCUUCAAUAAGACCGUCGACGACACGAUCUGGAACGUCACCAAUGGCAGACUCUACUACACCGACGAGGGUGCCGAAUUCACAAUCAAAACGAAGCUACAAUCCCCCACGCUGCAGUCGAACUUCUACAUCUUCUUCGGAAUCGUCGAGUCCCACGUCAAGAUGGCCAAGGGUGCCGGAAUUAUCAGCAGUGUCGUGCUGCAGUCCGCCGAUCGGGACGAGAUCGAUUGGGAAUGGGUCGGCUACAACACCUCCGAGGUCCAGUCCAACUACUUCGGCAAGGGUAACGAUACGAGUUUCGACCGCGGUGGAUAUCACGGUCUGUCCAAUGCCGACACCGAAUUCCACAACUACACCACAUAUUGGUCGAAAGAGAAGAUCGAGUGGUGGCUAGACGGCGAUCUCGUGCGGACGCUGAAAUACGAAGAUGCCCUGGACGGCAAGAACUUCCCGCAAACGCCGAGCAACGUGCGAUUCGGUGUCUGGCCGGCCGGUGACUCUGGAAAUAAACAGGGAACCAUCGAAUGGGCUGGAGGUGAGGUCGACUAUGACAAGGGUCCUUACACCAUGGUGGUUAAGAAGGUGCGUGUGCACGACUUCCACACCGGCAAGGAGUACUCGUAUGGCGAUCGCUCCGGUUCGUGGGAAAGUAUAAAGGUUGCCGAUGGUAAUUCAACGACCCUCGAAGAAUUAAACAAGCCUCCACCGAAGUCCACGGCCGAGAAAUGGGCCGAGCUACCGAAGGCGGCGAGGGUCGGUAUUUACUGCGGUGCGGCGGCAGCUGGUAUCAUUCUCAUCGUCGCAUUCGUUUUCUUCUUCAUCAAGCAGCGCAAGAGAGGCCGUCUCGAACAUGCUCUCGAUGACGCCAAAUGGAACAGCGACCGGACCGAGAUGACCAACCUCCAACAAACGACUUGGAAGCAAGCCGAUUUCCGACACAAGGGCUACCAGCCGGUAGCAUAA
Aspergillus steynii IBT 23096 is the source of this 1098-nucleotide messenger RNA. Its product is annotated as glycoside hydrolase family 16 protein. Lineage: Eukaryota; Fungi; Ascomycota; Eurotiomycetes; Eurotiales; Aspergillaceae. The transcript has 2 exons. Gene Ontology annotation, biological process: carbohydrate metabolic process; fungal-type cell wall organization. The record is from RefSeq and is a predicted model, not a curated record. Gene Ontology annotation, cellular component: fungal-type cell wall. Gene Ontology annotation, molecular function: glycosyltransferase activity; hydrolase activity, hydrolyzing O-glycosyl compounds. The coding region runs from base 1 to 1098 and encodes 365 amino acids.